GAUCAGUUUCUGCUUUCAUCUGAACUGUGUUGCAUGCAAGAACAGUCUCAUAUUUUUCCAUGUAAAGACUAAUUGGAAACUAUGAAAAUCGAAUUGACAUUAGUAGAACUAGCAAAUUUAACAACCUUGCGAAUAAAAUAUGAUUAUUCGCAGCAUUAAAAACUGCUUAACAGUGUAUUCGACGUCGAAACAGGUUCAAAUAAAAAGUACGUGCCUAGCUUUAACGUACAGUUUAAUUGUGGUCACCGUGUGGGUAGCUUAUCUUGGGAGUUUAAAGCUUGACAUAAGGAAAAUCUACCAGAAAUCAUGUCCAGCUCAAGGGGCAAUUGUGUCAAAGGUCAAAGGGGUCUUGAGCACGGAAAACAUUCCUAAUUCGGAAUUUCAAAUUAAGAACAUGCGGAUCUAUAAAAGGGUUUGGGACAUAUCCGACAUUAUCGUCCCUGCCUAUGGGGGAGAUGGGCAGGAUGGGAGUUUUGUUGCCUUCACGAAUCUUCUGAUUACUCCGAAUCAAAGCAUGGGCGUGUGUGCAGAGGUGGAUUCAAAGGCUAGAUUUUGUGAGAGUGAUGCUGACUGUGUGCGAGGGAGAAAGUCAGUCUCAACAAACGGAGUUUUCACCGGAAAUUGCCACAAUUCCACCCAGAGUUGUGAAAUAUCGGCCUGGUGUCCAAGCGAAGAGACAAGACCUCCACUCAAGGGCAACAAGGCCCUUCUUGAAAAUGUUCAAGACUUUACGAUAAUGCUGAAGAAUUCUGUCGAAUUUCCUGCAUGUGGACCUGAUCUACAUCGCCGAAACAUUCUAGAGAACAUCACAAAAUCAUAUUUGUCACAAUGCAUCCACGACAUUGAGAAGGAUAGAUUUUGCCCAAUAUUCAGGUUGGGAGACAUCAUACAGUGGAGUGGCCACAACUUUUCUGAAGUUGCUGUAACGGGUGGAGUUUUCCGAGUCGAAGUGCGUUGGAAUUGUGAUUUCGAUUGGGGAUUCGAUAAUUUUUGCUUCCCAACAUAUCAGUUUUCACGGACGGAUGUAUCCACGACUAAAGUUUCCCCAGGAUGGAACUUUCGAAUGGCCACAUAUCAUGAAGACAAUAGACGAACUCUACAAAAAGUAUAUGGUCUCAAAAUUCUCGUAACGAUAGCAGGUGAAGGAAGACGGUUUGAUUUCUUGACUUUAAUCCUCACUCUUGGAGCUACAGUUGGACUGUUUGCGUUGGCACCCCUCGUGUGUGACCACUUGUUCCAGUUUUUAUGCUUAUUGAAAAAUUUUAAAUUAUGUGCAAAUUAUUUUGGAGAUUUUUCUAUCAAGUCGAAAUUUCAACCUUCAAGACCAGAAUCAACUCAAGUAGAAAUUGCAAUGAAGUUUGAAUACUCGUACAACAACGAUUCAUCUACUGAUGCUAAAGAUCAUGAUGUUAUUUAUUAACUGAUAAUAUUAUUCGUGCGCAAUUAAUAAAUCUUUAAUUAGGGUGUGGGCAAACACAUUAAUUUACCAGUUUCCUGCCUACUAAUUUAUUCUACAGACAAUUAUUUAUUAU
Molecule: messenger RNA, 1532 nt
Organism: Folsomia candida
Lineage: Eukaryota; Metazoa; Arthropoda; Collembola; Entomobryomorpha; Isotomidae
Product: P2X purinoceptor 4-like
Exons: 8
Coding region: 140-1420 (426 amino acids)
Biological process (GO): response to ATP; monoatomic cation transmembrane transport
Cellular component (GO): nuclear inner membrane; plasma membrane
Molecular function (GO): extracellularly ATP-gated monoatomic cation channel activity; purinergic nucleotide receptor activity
Source: RefSeq, a predicted model, not a curated record